Molecule: messenger RNA, 3962 nt
Organism: Phycomyces blakesleeanus NRRL 1555(-)
Lineage: Eukaryota; Fungi; Mucoromycota; Mucoromycetes; Mucorales; Phycomycetaceae
Exons: 17
Coding region: 77-3850 (1257 amino acids)
Biological process (GO): sister chromatid cohesion
Cellular component (GO): nucleus; chromatin; cohesin complex
Molecular function (GO): chromatin binding
Source: RefSeq, a predicted model, not a curated record
GCGUCCCAUAUAAUUUUUUUUUCUGUUCCUUAACAUUUCAUCACAUUAUCAUUUCUCUCCUUUUAAGGACAUUAAAAUGGCAAGAAGUAAAUCAAACACUUCGAAGCAAAAAGCUUCCAUUAAUGAUAGUACAAGGCGUUCGGAUCGUCCAAAGACUGUACCCGAAUUAUUUAUGAGCCAAAAGCAAUUCGCCAUUGCAGCAUCGAGAGGAGAACAAGAUGAUUCAGAUAAUGAGAAUGAAUCAGAUAGCAACACUAGUAGCGAUGAUUCAGACAACGAAACCAGCAGUGAUGAUGAACCUUCUACCCACAAACAACAGAAAAAGGGAUCCAAGAAAGUUGGAAGCAAGGCAUCACAGAAAAAAGGAAAAUUGACCAAAGUUAGAUUAUCCAACUCCAGUCAACUCUUGGAACAGGUUGCAGAAGAAGAUAAUAAUACUAGCUUGUACGACAUGGUCACCAGCAAGACUGCAGAUAUUGAUGGAUUGGUGGCUGUUUGGGUCAAUGAAUAUGCUUCACACAAAGUCGAAUCUUUACGUGAGCUAAUCAAUUUCAUUAUCCGGAGCUGUGGAUGCAUGAUGGCAGUGACUGCCCAUGCUUUCAAAGGAGAAGACAUCGCAGUAAAUGCAAUGAAAGAACUUCAGGAAGAGUUGGUUAAGUUACCCCACCACGAAUAUCCUAUUAUUUCAAAAAGCAAAGAUUCUAAGCUAUUGAAAAACAACUUGUUGGAAUUCUUCCAAAGUCUCGUCGAACAAUGUCAGCACGAAAUUAUUUUCGAUGGUACCCUUAUAGAGACAUUACAGAGCUGGCUGACUACAAUGUCAAGCUCUGUUUAUCGUCCAUUCCGUCACACAGCAACAUUAAUCGCUUUCAAAAUAACGAGUGCACUUGCGACUAUUUCCGAAAAAUUAAAAGACGAAUUAUCAAUUGUUACAAGACAAUUGAGAACAGAAUCCGCCAAACCAACAAACCGUGCACGACCCUCUGCAAAAAUUAAGCAACUUCAGCAGAGAUCCGAAAAGUUAGAAACGAGACGUAAAGACCUUGAAGAAUACCUGAAUGACUUUUUUGAGAGUGUAUUCGUACAUCGUUCCCGCGACGUAGAAUCAAUUAUCAGAAACGAGGCUAUUAAGGAGUUAUGUGUUUGGAUGCAACUCUAUCCCUCGUAUUUUAUUGACAACAGACAUCUGAGACACUUUGGCUGGGCUUUCAACGAUCAGAACACCCUUGUUCGAUCAGAGGCACUUAAGUCUGUCACACGACUUUGCAAAAUUGAAGGAAAUGCUGCUAAUCUUCACGAGUUUAUUGGUCGCUUCAAAGCUCGUGUUGAAGAGAUUGCAUUAUAUGAUAUUGAUGUUUCUGUCAGAGUCCAUGCCAUUGGAUUGUGCAGCGAACUACACACUCGAAAAUAUGAAAUGCUCGGUACAAAUGAACAGAGAAAACUUUCUGAUCUUAUUGUUUCCGAUAUCCCCCGUGUGCGCAAAUCAGUUGCACCAUUUGUUAAGACUUUGAUUGAGAAAGAGCUCGUGAAACCAAAAUUGAUCGAAGUAAACGAUUCGCUCUCAGGAAUGGUAGUUGAUGCUCCUCAGCAUGAUAAUGAUAGUCGCAGAGGACGCCCCAAUAGAUCAACUGCUACAGUAGCUGCUUCAGCCAACACAGCAUGGGUUACCUUCAAGUGCAUCGCUUCUUUCUUGGUAGAACGUACCGAAUCUGCCAGAAGCUCUCUCCAAAACAAUGGUCAAGAUAGUAUAGAUAUUGAUGAAACUGUCUCCAGAGAUACACAACACAUUGUGUCGAACACAAUAGAAGCCCUCUGGGGGCAAAUGAAGGAUCUACAUGAUUUUAAAGCAAUGUCGGACUAUCUCAGUCGUGAUCAUUCCAGAGUUCAACAAAAUAGCAGACGCAAUUCUCUUUCCACUGCUACUGAAAUUGAUGAAUGUUAUAGACUCACUGAGGAUGAAGAAACCAUUCUUAUCACUGCCUUUGUCUCAUGUCUUAAGAUUGGUAUUCAAAGAGGAUUUGAAAAGAGUUCAGGAAAAGAGAAGAAAAAGGAUGAUCAACAAAUCGAAGAGAUUCGAAACGAUGUGUCUCGUCAUCUUGUACAAUUCCUUCCUAGUCUUUUGAUCAAGCACAGUGACAAUGCAUCCAGAAUGAUCCAGCUUGUCUCUAUUCCUCAGUUGAUGAAUUUGAGUGUAUACUUGGAACUUCGUAUGUCAAAGGAAUAUGAGGAUCUUUUGGAAAGUCUUAUGAAGGUUUUCCUUCGUGCCACUUUACCAAAGCUACUCAGAAACUGUGCCGAGUCUUUGAAACACAUUGCAGAUGCCACUUAUCUUGAGGAUGUCAAUCGCAGUCAAUUGAUUGAAUUACAAGAGCGUGUUGUUGGCCAAGUGAGAGAUUCAUGCAGAGGAAAGGAUCUAGCUACUGCCCGCUUUACUGUAGACGAUGUACAUUCCAUAUCUGUUAGCAUGCUCCGUCUUGACUAUCUUUCAAACUUUAUCGACACAACUGAUGCCAUGGAUGAAACAGAAGAUAUCAGCACAGAUGUCACUACUCUAGUUGGUGGUGUCGUUGAAAGAUCUGUGUAUGGGUAUGAAAAGGAGAAGCAGAUGCACCUCUCAGCCAUGUCAGUAUUGUUCCGUUACGCAGCAUGGAAAUGCAACACAAUUGUAUCUGAUCCCGAAAUGACCAGCGUUGGUCAACAAGCAGCUGCAAAGUUGAAUAAGAGACGAGACUGGAUUGUUGACAAAUUUGUGGAUAUCGUAACCAUCACUGAUGUGAAUCCCCUGACCGAAAUCAGACACGCUAGCUUUGGUAUUCUUGUAGAUCUCUAUUGGCUGUUCUCUAGUGACAUGUUUGCCAGCCACUCAUCCAGUGCAUUUUUGGCCCACUUGUAUUUGCCAUGCCCUGAACAGCUUCAGUCUCAAUGUGUUGAAUACAUCACAAAGGAUAUUGAAGCACGCAGAAAGCUUCUUGAGGAUACUGCUAGUGACAGUGAGAGUGUAACUACAAGUAAUGAAUCCAAACAAGAUUUUGUCAAGUUAAUGACAAGCUUUGCUCGUGGUUUGAUGCUUGAUAUAUUUGAUGUUGAACACGCUACAGUCUUGUUGAGCCAGUACGGCCAUCUUGAGUCAGAAGUGGACGAUGUUAUUAAAGCAUUGGUAGAAGAACUGAACAAGGGGUUGGUUUUGAACCAGGGAAUUGCCAGCAACAUAUGCAAAGCCUAUCUUGAGUCUCUUAAAGAGUCAUUUGAACUUGACGUUGAUCAAUCGCAGCGAUCAAUGGACAAUACAGUAAAAUUAGCACGCUUGCUUAGUCACUCUAUUAAGCGUGUUGAUCAACAAAAUGUCGUUAGACGUGUCUCUCAGGUCAUUUGCACUCAUAUUCAUCUUGAUGGUAUUCGUUACGCCUUGUCCAAGGCAGCUGAAUACAAAGAAAAGGGAAAUGAUGCCGCCAAGGCACUCUUCCUCAAGUUCUUCAAGGUCCUUAGUGUAUUCGGAAAGCAAUUAACACGAGCACACGAUGUAGCCAAGAUUCAUCAGAACCUUGAAGAUGAGUUGGUAAACCGUGGAUUGACUGUUGAAACUGGAGACAAGGCGUGGGAUGCAUACCACGGCUAUAUUAAGACAAUAGAUGAUAUCCUCAAAAAGAGUGGAUUGCGUUAUGAUCCAUCCAAGAGAGCAGAAAUGGCUACACCUAGGGCAGACAUGGCCACUCCAAGAGUGCCUGAUGAUGUCAUGCAGGAGGUAGAGGAUGACAUUGAGAACUUUGGCCGAGAUAGUACCAAGCGUGGAAUUGAAUCUGUCGAAGAGAUGGAGAUAGAGACUACCAAUAUUUCAAAGCGAAGACGCUAAAUAUUCGUUCUUCUAGAGUCCAUAUUAUAGUUCAGCAUUUGUUUAUUCCCCAAGAAAAAAAAAAGAAGAAAAAGAAGUUCAUUUUUCAUGUAUAAUGACUUUUAUGAAACAG